Molecule: messenger RNA, 3085 nt
Organism: Clupea harengus (Atlantic herring)
Lineage: Eukaryota; Metazoa; Chordata; Actinopteri; Clupeiformes; Clupeidae
Gene: stk24b
Product: serine/threonine kinase 24b (STE20 homolog, yeast)
Biological process (GO): protein phosphorylation; negative regulation of cell migration
Cellular component (GO): Golgi apparatus; cytoplasm
Molecular function (GO): protein serine/threonine kinase activity; ATP binding
Source: RefSeq, a predicted model, not a curated record
UAGAAUUUUCCUCCCCGUUUUCUGAACCAGUUGCUCCCCCUGCAGUGCGAGGCGUGCUAUGCCGCGUCCGGAUCCGCCCUGAUGCCCGAGUGACAGCGUUGACAAGAUGGCGGAGAGCAAAGCAGCGAAAUGAGGAUGACAACACAUUCUUAUUAGUUGCGACCAAUGGCAGUACGCUUGUUUUGGUAGCUCAUAAUCGUGAAGUCGUAGAGUGCAGGCCAACUGAAUCUAUUUUGGCCGUACAGCGGUGGAGAGUCGCGGUGCAAAUGUACCCGGUACUGUGUUCUGUUGGGGAAAUCCUUUGGCGCAAGGAUCACAGCCAAGCAACUCUGCUGACAAUUUAGCUUGCCAGCUAGCUAGCUAGCUUCCAAACAUAGCUCCCUAGCGGACGUAGCUAGCUAGCUAACGUUUGUCAGCUAGCUACGUUGGUAAAGCCAAUGCACUUGUAAAAAGAUUAUGAGUGCGGACAAAAGAACGGUCUGCUGUGGAUACAUGCUUGCAUCGGGAGAACGGCGUCUGGUGCUGAUAAUUUGAAUAAUUAGUAUCUCAGCAUAUCUCGCUCGGACUGGGUUUGAAACAAGUUUGUUUGCAUGGUUAGUACAGAAAAGAAGCCCGAAGUGCAGUGCUCCGAUGAGGCAUUUUGCUGACUACCGGAGUUCGGACCAGGUUGAUGUUUGUAAACAGCGUUGACUAACGUUAGCUGAGUUAGCCAAGGACCAUUCGUACACACAGCACGGAAAUCUGCGGACCUCGGAGACCUUUGGAAUUCUUCACUCUUGUAUAUUAAGCAGUUCAGAGCAGACGUUCUCAGUUGUUAAAGUUCCCCGACGUCAUGGCUCACUCCCCGGUUCAAGGCAGUUUGCCGGGGAUGCAGAGUCUGAGGGCAGACCCAGAGGAGCUGUUCACCAAGCUGGAGCGCAUUGGGAAGGGCUCGUUUGGCGAGGUCUUCAAAGGCAUCGACAAUCGCACCCAGAAGGUGGUGGCCAUCAAGAACAUCGACCUGGAGGAGGCCGAGGACGAGAUUGAGGACAUCCAGCAGGAGAUCACCGUACUGAGCCAGUGCGACAGCCCCUUCGUCACCAAAUACUACGGCUCCUACCUGAAGGACACCAAGCUAUGGAUCAUCAUGGAGUACCUGGGCGGUGGCUCUGCCCUGGACCUGAUGGAGCCAGGGUUACUGGAUGAGACACAGAUUGCCACAAUCCUCAGAGAGAUCCUUAAGGGGCUGGAGUACCUGCAUUCUGAAAAGAAGAUACACAGAGAUAUCAAAGCGGCCAAUGUGCUGCUGUCGGAGCAGGGCGAGGUGAAGCUGGCCGACUUCGGCGUGGCGGGUCAGCUGACCGACACUCAGAUCAAGAGGAACACCUUCGUGGGCACGCCCUUCUGGAUGGCUCCCGAAGUCAUCAAGCAGUCCGCCUACGACUCCAAGGCGGACAUCUGGUCCCUGGGCAUCACAGCCAUCGAGCUGGCGAAGGGCGAGCCCCCCCACUCCGACCUGCACCCCAUGAAGGUGUUGUUCCUCAUCCCAAAGAACAACCCCCCCACGCUGGAGGGCAACUACAGCAAGCCACUCAAGGAGUUUGUGGAGGCCUGCCUCAACAAAGAGCCCAGUUUUAGGCCUACAGCCAAAGAGCUUCUGAAGCAUAAGCUGAUAGUUCGCCACGCGAAGAAGACCUCCUACCUGUCCGAGCUGAUUGACCGAUACAAGCGAUGGAAGGCCGAGCAGUCCAGAGAGGAGUCCAGCUCGGACGAGUCCGACUCGGAGCAGGAUGGCCAGGCGUCAGGAAGCACUGGCUUCGGGAGUGAUGACUGGAUCUUCACCAUUCGAGAGAAAGACCCCAAGAAGCUGCAAAAUGGAGCCAGCCAGGCCGGGGUUCCAGAGGAACAGGAUGUUCCCAAAAGGCCUUUGUCUCAGAGCUUGUCCACCAUCAUAUCUCCUGCUUUUGCUGAGCUGCAGGACAGAGGAGACGCGUAUCCGGUGAAGCCAGAGUCUCUGGAGGAGCUAAGGGCGGCCAUCUUCCUGGCUGAGGAGGCGUAUCCUGGAAUCACAGACGCCAUGGUGACGCAACUCAUUCAGAGGCUGCAGAGGUUUUCUAGGCCAAGAACAUCUUCCUCUCGCCCCUGAUUAGUGUUCAGGACCUGUCCAUCAUUGCACCGCACCGCCCCCCUCUAAAUGUAACGAAUGAGAUGCCAGCUGAGUCAUUGGAGUGUCUCUGGGGGGGACUGCUGGUGUUUCAGUCGCUGAAAGAGAACGUCAAACCCUCACACGCUUUACCUUUCCUUCAUCCUUUUAGUUCGAGAUGUGGGUUCAUAGUGUCUGUGUGUGUCUGUGUGUGUGUGUGUGUGUGUGUGUGUGUGUGUGUGUGUGUGUGUGUGUGUGUGUGUGUGUGUGUGUGUGAGAGAGAGAGAGGGACAGAGACAGACAGCCAGACAGAGAGAGAGUUAGAGAGCUGGAAAGUUUUACCUUUGCCCACACUGCUUGUGCUCACAGAACCUAUAGAGAGUGUGUGCGUAUGUGACCCAUAUACAUACACACAUACAUACAUAUACACACACACACACACACACCACCAAGCCUUUGAGAGCAUGCCUGGUUCAGAGAGGAUAGAACUGCAUGUGUGUGUGUCCUGUGAGUGCGUGCUCGGGUGUGUGAGCGCAUGGACUCAUGUGUAGGCUACCCCCCUAUGCUACGGAGAUUGCAGCAUUCUCACUGAAAACUCAGGUAACCUGCAUUGAGCGGACAAGUCAUCCAGGGGGACAGGGGGCGCUGUGUUUUUGGAUUCGUGUAUAAAUCUGUACAUAGGCUCAGUUUUACAGAGGUUUAAAAACAAAUGAUGGAUUCUUUUUUUGUUUUUGUUUUUGUAUUUUGUUUUUUUUUUCUUUUGUUUUUUUGCAUAAAUGAGUCACUGUGUACAGAUGGCCGAGUGCUUCUGUAGAUAUUGUUAGUAAAAGAAGAAGAGAAAGAGAUGAAUAUUUAAAAAUAAUUACGUCACUUGAAUGGCCAUUACUGAAAUUGCCUUGCCUUUUUAUCGAAAUGUACAUUUUUUUGGUGUUCAUUUAAUUUUAAUAAAAAUUUUAAAUGAGA